Messenger RNA from Neurospora tetrasperma FGSC 2508, 1689 nucleotides. RefSeq lists its product as uncharacterized. Gene Ontology annotation, biological process: mitotic sister chromatid cohesion. The record is from RefSeq and is a predicted model, not a curated record. The coding region runs from base 140 to 1546 and encodes 468 amino acids. Lineage: Eukaryota; Fungi; Ascomycota; Sordariomycetes; Sordariales; Sordariaceae. Gene Ontology annotation, cellular component: NatA complex. Gene Ontology annotation, molecular function: acyltransferase activity, transferring groups other than amino-acyl groups. The transcript has a single exon.
ACACUCCCCUCGUCGUGACCACGGCAACAUUGGUCAUUUUCCUCCUUCAGCCUUUCUUUCCCUCUCUUUUUACUCAUACCGCUCUCCCACUUAUCGUUCUUUGUAAAUUCAGCUUUCCCGGUUUCCACUUACUUUCAGCAUGUCGCGUGGUCAACAACCCUCGAUACUGUCAUUCUUCCAACCCCGGCAGCAGCAACAACAACCUCAACAUGCCCCUCCCCCUCAAGACUGCGUGAACGGUGCAGCAACAACGGCAAGCGUGCUUCCGAAAACCCCCGUACCACCACCACCACCUCCUCCUCCCUCUUCUCUCACCUCGGCUCCACUGCCGCAACAAGUUCCAGCUCGUCCCGGCCUUGUGCCCGUCACGGCUACUCUCCCGGCCAACAUCCCCGUUCUCCCAUCCCCACCGUCGAUCCCCUCGCAAGCCAGCAUAGUCGCGGUGGCCGAGCACCACAUAGCCGCCCUACGCCGGAUCAAUUCGCUCCUCCUUCAAGUCGCCUACCCAGACGCCUUCUACGCCAAGGUCCUCGAACCGCUUGCCUCAGGUCUCUUCUCGCGCGUCAUCCUCUGGAGCGACGACCCUACUUCCGAGCCCAAAGUCAUUGGCGGCGUCGUCUGUCGGCUCGAACCGAACCCUUUCUUAGAUCCCAACGGGCAACCGCAGGCUCCCCGAAUACAACAAAACCAGUCUGGCCCAUCAGCUCCCGCCGACUACCCUUACCACGCCAUUUACAUUCAAUCGCUCGCCCUCCUCUCCCCCUACCGAUCCCUCGGUCUGGCCGCCGCCGCGCUUGAACACAUCAUCGCUAGCGCCUCGAUUCUGCCAGCCGCGGGCUCUACCAUCGACGUGCGAACCAUCUACGCCCACGUGUGGACCGAAAACGAGGAAGGACUCCAGUGGUACGGACAGCGAGGGUUCCGGACCGAAGGUCGCGACCCAGUGAGGGGGUAUUAUUUCAAGUUACGACCGGACACGGCUUGGAUUGUGCGUAGAGACAUUGGAGAACACGGUCGACAAGCACAAGCACAAGAACCGUUAGGGGCAGCGAACUACUCUUUACCGAAACGAAACCCCAACCGCCUCCUCCAACAACAACAACAACAACAACCCACCGGAAUGAUCAUGGCUUCCAGUGCCACAACCGCCACCGCCUCGGCCACGGCCACGGGCGUCCUAGCAGCUGCUGUCAACCUACCCUCUUUGACUACACCACCACCAAAAUCCCCGGUAGGACCUCCUCCGAGCUCGUCAACAUCAACAUCGGCCUCAACACCAGCCUUGGCCCCUCCCUCGACAACAGCAACAAGGCCACCCCUCAGCCGCCCCUCAACCGGCAUGUCGUACCAAAACACGCGACCGGAAACCGAAUGGAACGACUUGCCGCCGGAGAUGGUCCAGCUCAACGUUCCCGGUAGUGGUUCUGGUGCCGGUGCCAGCGCGACAGCCUCGGGGGCCACUAGUGCGGUUAGCUCGAGGAGUAGUUCGGUGGCGCCGAAGAAGAAGAAGGGGAGGGCGUAUCCUAGUGCUGCUUUUGGGCAGUAGGGAAUGUUGUUUGUCUGACCUUGUAGUACCUUUCGUCUUCUGCCGCCCUCUGAUUGCUACAGACCAAGUAAUAACAACAAACGUAGUGGAGAUGGGAUGGGAGAGAUAUAUGCUGCUAUAGAGGUAAUACUAUUUUGAAAAAG